Messenger RNA from Babesia bovis T2Bo, 1136 nucleotides. RefSeq names its product putative integral membrane protein. The record is from RefSeq and is a predicted model, not a curated record. NCBI's taxonomy places the organism in Eukaryota, Apicomplexa, Aconoidasida, Piroplasmida, Babesiidae. The transcript is spliced from 4 exons. Bases 146 to 1126 code for a protein of 326 amino acids.
AUUGGAUGUGCGACCAUAAAGGCCGCUGUUAGCGGCCAAUCGGACAGACACUGUGUGUCGAAAAACCUGGAUUUUACAUAUAUUACCUCGUACACAUUUGACUUAUAAGGCUGUGCCUAGGUCUGUGUAUCCAUAUAUUUACACCAUGAAUAUAUGUGGAUGUAUAAAUCGCCAUAUAGAGUCUAUUAGGUUCCGAUGGCAGCGUCGCAGGUACCUAUGGAGAGCUUCGUACUACUAUACGGGGAUGAGCGUUGCUCUUGUGGCAGGGUUGGUAUUGACGUUUACAUUUCACUAUCUGAUUACCAAAUUCUCAUUCUUCAUAAGUUACUCAUGUUCAGCACGUAGCAUCCGUAUGAUCACCUGGUAUAUUACCAUGCAGAUGCUUCUUAUAGGUGUCGUUCUGAUUAUGGCUAUAUUUAUGGCUCGUGUUUGUAACAUGUUCUCUAAUGUGAUAAUCAGUGACUCAAUGACCACUGAGCGGCUUAUGACUAUGCUAGGAUGCAGUAUAAAGUGGUUACCUUGGGUGAUGGCUGCUCUUAUGGCUAUAACUAUUAUAUUUCAUUCAUCUUCUAUGAUAUGGAUGUUUGCCAAUUCACGUCAAUGGUGUGAGAAUCGUUUCAAUGAAGCUGCUGUGAACGCUGUGCGUAACUGCAGGCUCAUUGUACGGGGUAAUGUGCCGUGCACAUUGACCAUGACCAGUGGUUUACACAAGGAAAUCCGUGAGUGCAACAGUCCACAAUAUCUCCUCAGCAAGCGUCUUAUGUUACUGGCUCUAGUGGAAAACACUUCACGAUUGCCUUGCUCGGUAGCUGAUCCAGCUGUAUGUAAUGCUUUUAAUGAGGUAUUAUCAGGUAGAGACGUUGACUGGUCAAGAGGCGAACUUCGUGGAUGCCUUGGUAAAAUUCCGGAAUCUUUGGAUGCAUUUAUCGAUGCUGCAACUUCCAGUGACCUUUACAAGUACCUUAUGUUAUACAGCAUUAUAUGGGCUGUUGUAUUCUUUUUGCUUAUAUGUUUCUUUUACUUGAUGAAGCACACCACUGAGUUUGACGCCAUUAUUUACCAGGCUAAGGAUCCCACUGAAAACAUAAUCGUCAAGAUAAUGCAGCCUUUUACUCCGUGGUCAUAGCACGUGGAUG